Molecule: messenger RNA, 468 nt
Organism: Necator americanus (New World hookworm)
Lineage: Eukaryota; Metazoa; Nematoda; Chromadorea; Rhabditida; Ancylostomatidae
Exons: 3
Coding region: 1-468 (155 amino acids)
Source: RefSeq, a predicted model, not a curated record
AUGAAAGAAUUACUGGCGCCCGCUCGAUCAGUUCGAAGAUCAACGGGAGUCAAGUGUACUCUUAGUUCUUGUGAAGAAGUUGUUAGCCGAUCACGCAUGGACAAUGGCCAAGAUGCCGCAUAUGCUUGUCCCAAAAUGUCCUUUUCAAUGGCAGUUGCACUGCGUGGUCGCGACAUGGAUAGGCGAAAGUUUGGUCUAGCCUGUGAAAGACAAGAGACUUCGGUCUACACUACAGCACCAAAUAUGACGCCAUCAACUCCCAGUAGGAAAACAUUGACGCGACUCAAAACAUCUCGAGUUGCCAACGCACAUCUGGUCCAAACACAUGCUAAGCGAAAGCAAGAGACAGAACAACGAGAAAGGCAAGAUGCCACAACCCUUCAUGACAAGGACAUCAGCACAACUCAGAACGAUGUUUUCCUACUCACAGGCAUCGCCCGAGUUCGCGAUGACCUUCACAACAAAUGA